Molecule: messenger RNA, 1989 nt
Organism: Ceratina calcarata
Lineage: Eukaryota; Metazoa; Arthropoda; Insecta; Hymenoptera; Apidae
Product: prion-like-(Q/N-rich) domain-bearing protein 25
Exons: 8
Coding region: 808-1536 (242 amino acids)
Source: RefSeq, a predicted model, not a curated record
GUGGAUCUGUAACGAAGAUUCCGUCGCGUUCAUUUUCUAUCGAACUAACCGUUGCCGGUUCUUCGCUUAUCGUUCCUCGUUCAUACACCUAUUACCUAUUUGAUGACACGAAGAAAGGUCGCGAUUUGUUUUCAAAUAGCAGAGCCCGUUAAUAUUUGUACGAAGGAAUGUUGAUCGAUAUCAAACGAUGUACUCGACGAACACGGAAAGGAUAGAAAAACCUUCGAACAACGUGCACGGUAUGGAAGAAUCGUGAUUGCAGCGAACGCGUAAUCGCGUUAGCGUAUCCCGUAGCCGUAACGAAUCGGAGCGAAUUAAUUGUUCAGCGAGCUGCUCAAGCGUUCCCACAAUUGAAUCGAGUAAAGGCGCACCAUUUGAUACGAAUUUCGAGUUCUAUGGAAUUACUUAUGUAUUUCGUAAGAAAUUGGCUCGACGUCUCGAAGCUUACCAAUUUCCUCGGCGACGAUACUGCAGAACGUAAGAACGAUCAACAGGAAACACAAACGGCCGUACAUUUUUGAGAUCGGUGUUGAAAUCGACUUAGAGAUCGGCGUGACAACGAAGAUGGAGACUACCGAUUACCGAUAAUACUACCGCAAGUACGGGCACUAUAGUCAAUGUUGCUUCAUCCGUUUUCGAAUCGAUCAGUACAUUUUCGAAAACAAUUGGUUAAUCAACGCCGUUGUCAUUUUAUACAUCGCAAUAGCAAUAGAGCGACGUAUAACGUUUCAAACGAAGCGCUUAUACUUGAGCUUAUAUCAUUUUAUCCGGAAAUGUAAAUAGAUAAGUAAAGAGAUAACGAUUAUCAUGGAAACGCCUAUAAGAAGAGUAUGCGCAGGUCGUUUGUUACCUGGUUCCCGUGCAAAGAGCAUCGAAAUGAAGGAUCGAGCAUUCGAAUUUGCAUUACUGUUCACGAUUUAUGGAUCGGUUUUGUGUUACGAACCGGUGACGCCGGAGCACGGAAACGCGAAGAUCGGUGAAGCAUGCGAAAGAGAUCGGAAUUGCAUUCCGCACGCUUUCUGCCGGGUACAGAGGACUUGCUCGUGCGAUCAGUAUUACACGCCUGCGGUGGACAAUUCGAUGUGCAUUGCCAGUGCCGGUUUGGGUUGCGGAAACGAUCUCGAUUGCAGCACCAUGGCGAACGCUGUGUGCAGACAAGGAGUAUGCGCCUGCAAAGAUGCUUACAUUUUGGACAUAAAUAAUUCCUCGAAUUGCAUCAUCAGGCCGUCGGUGAUAGGCGACCGCUGUCAAAGGACCGAUGAAUGUCAAGACGCGUUCGACCGCGCUUGGUGCAUCGACGGUCGUUGCCGAUGCGUUUCGUCGCAUCAUUUCGCGAACAGUACCGGAAAAUGCGUUCAAUCGCGGCUUUUAUACUUCUCGUGCACGAACAGUUACGAGUGCAUUGACGAUGUCUAUGAAUGCCGAAACGGCGAAUGCGUUUGCAAAGAUGGAGAGCUGACUUGCAGCAAAGGCUCCACGAUAGCCUUCGUUGGAACUCUUGCGGCAAUGUUACCAGUGCUACUUCAAUGGAUUUGAAACGACGAUAUUACACAUAUACCGCAUCUUCCAUCGUCUGUUAUUACCGAUUAUACUUCGAAUCGAUGCGAUACUAUUUGUAUAAAACAUUCUGAUGUAUUCGAUACCGAAAUAAAAUAUAUUUGCAGCUAUACUUCUAUGUCUUAGCCGCGACUUCUAUCUUUAACGCUUCCUUCCUCGCCUGCUCACCGAUAUUAUGUUCUUUCCCAAGGAGCAAUUUCCGAAAUAAUUAUCGAAACGCGUCUACUUAUAAUAUACAGCUAGAGUAUCUUAUGUAGCACAAAAUUUUUCAAAUGCCUACGUCGGAUGCGAUGGUUACUCAUUCAAGACUCCGAAUUCCUUCGUCGUUAUUCAUUGAGAUUUAUUCCUCGGAUAUUUAUGCGGUACAUUACACGUUACAAGCUUCGGUGACACCACUUUCAUGCCUUGAUAAAAACGUACUUGAGUACAUAC